This is a messenger RNA of Phycodurus eques (leafy seadragon), 2005 nucleotides long. Its product is annotated as lecithin retinol acyltransferase-like. The record is from RefSeq and is a predicted model, not a curated record. Gene Ontology annotation, molecular function: phosphatidylcholine-retinol O-acyltransferase activity. Gene Ontology annotation, biological process: retinol metabolic process. NCBI's taxonomy places the organism in Eukaryota, Metazoa, Chordata, Actinopteri, Syngnathiformes, Syngnathidae. The transcript is spliced from 2 exons. Bases 4 to 651 code for a protein of 215 amino acids.
GUCAUGUUCCUCUACCAGCUCCUCAGCUUCUUCUUCGCGACCUCCAAGAAGGAGGAGGACCCCGCCUCCGGGUACGACCUGUCCCUGUACAAGAGGGGCGAUCUCCUGGAGGUACCCCGGACCCUCUUCACACACUUUGGCAUCUAUCUGGGCGACGGCCAGGUCGCCCACCUCAUCCCGGACAUUCUACCGGUUCUGACCCGCAACAAGGCGGCCGUGGCCGAGAUGGUGACCAACAACCGGUUGCUUCUGGGCGUGGUGACCAAGGUGGCCAGCGUCCGGGUGGACUCGCUGCGGGACUUUGCGUACGGAUCCCGGGUGCUGGUGAACCGAAUGGACGCCGUGUGCAAGCAGCCGCCGCUGGACGCAGACGAGGUGGCCAGGAGAGCCGAGAAGCUGCUGGGCGCGGUGGCCUACAGCCUGCUGUGGUACAACUGUGAGCACUACGUCAUGUACUGCAGAUAUGGCAUGGCCAUCAGCUACCAGACGUACCAGUUCUGCACGACGGUGCGGAAGAUCGUGUGCAGCCGCACCAGCUCGUACGUUACGGCCUCGUGCGGCGCGGCCGUCCUGCUUUGCCUCGGCUGCGCCACGCCCGCAACCCUUUUGGGAACAAUGUUGCUGUCCUUCACCAUCUGGAUGGCAGCGUAGAACAGGCCUCCGCAAAAACUCUCAUUGUUGUUUUGCGAACCCAACAUUUGUUUUUAGUUAACAACAUCUAAGAAAGUGUGAAGUUUUUCAAUGUAAACAUGUAUGUUAACAUCAAAUACCAUUUAGAAUCUUCAGCGAACCUAAUGUGCGUUUUGUCAAAUCUGAAGACAAGUCAGUCUUUGACAAACCUCGCAUCCAUAUUUUCGGAAACAUCAAAGACAAUUUCGAGAAAACCUACUUCAAGUUUUUGUCGACGCCGAAUAGAAUUUAGUCUACAUUUAACGUAACGUAUGUGUGUUAGUAAAUAUCCAAGACAUAAAUACACACACAUAAAAAAAGACUCAUGAAUAUUAUAAGUCUUUUUACAAACAGCAAAGAAGAUUUUCAGCUCUAAUUUUGUACGUGAUUCCUCAUCACUGACACCAGCUUUUCCUUUCCCCUUCCCCACAUUCAUCUCAUUUGACAGAUUCAUUCCAAAUACACGAUAAAACCACGUUUUAAGGGCCGUCCUAAAAUAAGUGCUUUUGUUAUUGUCGAUUUAGUUUGUGUUCUGUUAACAUCAAGUGAAAUUUUUUUUUCUUCCAAAAAGUCAAUUCCCUCGCAACCCAGAUGUACGUAUGACUCCUCUGUUCCUUGAUUCGUCAUGUAUCAUGAUUUGAGUACAUUUACUAUAUAUUAUCGACAUAUUUUUUUUGUUUUGUAUUGUUUAUUUUAUUAUUAUUAUGUAUUAUUUUUUCAUUGUAUUCAAAUGUUAUGAUUGAUUCGAUUUUGAUGUAUUCAUAUAUUAAUACAUAUAUAUGUAGAGUACACAUUACUUAUAAAUAUUCAAAUAUUGUGAUACAUAAGUUAAAAUAAAAAUAUAUCUUAUUUGGGCAUCAAUAUUUUUAAGUAAGAUGUAUGUAUAUUUUAUUUUACGGAAAUAUAAAAAAUAAGCUAUAUGCAGAAUAUCUUUCAUUUUUUAUAUACAACAUAGUUUCACUUUUCCAAAUGGGCCUAAUGUCGGUGUUAUAACGCCGCCUGUAGUUUUAUUUGUAAAUUGUUUUAUAUUUGCCGCAAAUGCUCAUUUUAAAAAUGUUUUUAUUAGUUUUUUUUUUUUUUUUUUUUUUUAAUGUUACAAAUUGCCAAAAUAUAAAGGCAAGGGUUAUAGUACCACCUGCUGGUUCGGCGUGUUCCUGACAGCCUAAAAUAGCCUUUUAAUGCAAAAUAAAGAAAUCAAUAAAAGAUGUAUUUUUCAGAGGUCACUAUAAAGACAAUUCACGUUCUCGUGAGAAAAAUCUUGUCGUCCCAUGGUACCGUUUCUAUUUAUGACGUCAUGCAAGUGAUUCUGUGUCCAUUAAAAAUGCAUUUCUACCUG